This is a messenger RNA of Manis pentadactyla (Chinese pangolin), 2450 nucleotides long. It is a transcript of the gene PHF10, whose product is annotated as PHD finger protein 10. The coding region runs from base 647 to 2338 and encodes 563 amino acids. Lineage: Eukaryota; Metazoa; Chordata; Mammalia; Pholidota; Manidae. The transcript has 12 exons. Gene Ontology annotation, cellular component: npBAF complex. The record is from RefSeq and is a predicted model, not a curated record.
GGUCCCCGGAACCCAGGCGCGGCCAGGCAGGGAAGUCGCCCUGCCGCCUCCUCCGCGCAACCUGCCAGGCCUCCCGUGGCCCACGGAGGACGCCGCGGGGCCGCGCGCUCGGGAGGACUUUGGGCUGCGCUCACUCUUCCCACUCGGAGGCGCGGAGGUUGGCGCAAACUUUUCCGAGGAAAGCAGCGGGGACGCCCCGGGCCGGAGCGCAUCCCAGGCAGGUGGCUCCCGGCCCCCGCGCCGCUCGCGGAGAACAAAGGCGGGUAGGGGGCGGUGGCCGAGGGCGGAGCGAGGCCGUGGGCCAGCCUCCAGCCCACGCGCGGGACCCGGGAGGGACCCCGGGAGGCGGAGGGGGACGGGAGGGGAGGGCCGGGGGCCCGCGGAGGCGCGGCCGCGGUGGGAGGGGAGGCUGACGUGCGCGGGGGCCGGGCCGGGGGCGGCGGGGAAGGGGCGGCAGCCUGCGCGCCGGCGGCCGGGGCGGGGCCGGGGGCCGAGGGCGGCGGGAGGCGCUGCGGCUGCGGCGGCCCGGGCGGCGGCUGCGGCGGCGGAGCGAGGGGCGCCGAGGGCGGAAGCGGGCCGCGGGGCGGCGGGCGGAAGCGGGCGGCGGCCGAGGGUCGUCGGCGAGGGCAGCGCGCUGGCGGCGGCCAUGGCGGUGGCGGCAGCGCUGGCGGGCCGCGGGCCGCGCGGAGGCAGGGGCCGGCCCCCGGGCGGCGGGCGGGCGGAGGGGGCGGGGCCCGGGCGGCGGGCGGCCCGCGCGGCGGCGGCGGCGGCGGCGGCGGCGGCAACGGCCGGGACGAAGCGGCGGCGGCGGCGGCGGCGGCGGCGGCGCGGGGCGCUCGGGCUGAUGGCGGCGGCGGCGGCCGGCCCCGGGACGGCGCAGUCCCCGCGGCCGUGCGACAGCGACCCGGCCACCCCCGGAGCGCCAUCCCCGAAGGAUGAUCAUGAGGAGAAUUCAAACGAUGGGACCCAGCCAUGCAAGAGGAGGCGCAUGGGCUCAGGAGACAGUUCCCGCAGCUGCGAGGCCUCGAGUCAGGACCUUGGCUUUAGCUACUAUCCAGCAGAAAAUUUGAUAGAAUACAAAUGGCCGCCUGAUGAAACAGGAGAGUACUAUAUGCUUCAAGAACAAGUCAGUGAAUAUUUGGGUGUGACCUCCUUUAAACGGAAAUAUCCAGAGCGACGAGAUUUGUCUCAUAAGGAGAAACUCUACCUGAGAGAGCUAAAUGUCAUUACAGAAACUCAGUGCACUCUAGGUUUAACAGCAUUGCGCAGUGAUGAAGUGAUUGAUUUAAUGAUAAAAGAAUAUCCAGCCAAACAUGCUGAGUAUUCUGUUAUUCUACAAGAGAAAGAACGCCAGCGAAUUACAGAUCAUUAUAAAGAGUAUUCUCAAAUGCACCAACAGAGUACUCAGAAAGUUGAAGCCAGCAGAGUGCCUGAGUACAUCAAGAAAGCUGCCAAAAAAGCAGCUGAAUUUAACAGCAACUUAAACCGGGAACGUAUGGAAGAAAGGAGAGCUUACUUUGACCUACAGACACAUGUUGUCCAGGUGCCUCAAGGGAAGCACACAGUGCUGGCGACCGAGCGCACCAAGGCCAGCCCCUACCCUGUGGCCCUCAUCCCUGGACAGUUCCAGGAGUAUUACAAAAGGUACUCACCGGAUGAACUGCGGUACUUGCCAUUAAACACAGCACUUUAUGAGCCGCCCCUGGACCCUGAACUCCCUGCCCUGGACAGUGAUGGUGAUUCAGAUGAUGCCGAGGAUGGUGCCGCUGACGAGAAACGGAAGAAUAAAGGUGCCUCGGAUAGCUCGUCUGGUAACGUGUCUGAGGGGGAAGGCCCUCCCGACAGCCAGGAGGAGCCUGUCCAGGGAAGACAGAGAUGCAGGGACAAAGCUGCUACUCCCAGAAAAGAUGCUUCCAAACGCUCUGUACUGUCCAAGUCAGCUCCUGGGUACAAGCCUAAGGUCAUUCCAAAUGCUCUAUGUGGGAUCUGUCUGAAGGGUAAGGAGCGCAACAAGGAAGGGAAGGCCGAGCCACUUAUACACUGCUCCCAGUGUGACAACAGCGGCCAUCCUUCUUGCCUGGAUAUGACCUUGGAGCUUGUUUCUAUGAUUAAGACCUACCCAUGGCAAUGUAUGGAAUGUAAAACUUGCAUUAUAUGUGGACAACCCCACCAUGAAGAAGAAAUGAUGUUCUGUGAUGUGUGUGACAGAGGUUAUCAUACUUUUUGUGUGGGCCUUGGUGCUAUUCCAUCAGGUCGCUGGAUAUGUGACUGUUGUCAGCGAGCCCCCCCAACACCCAGGAAAGUGGGCAGAAGGGGGAAAAACAGCAAGGAGGGAUAAAAUAGUUUUUUGACCCCAACGAUGUAAUAUGCAUUUGAGUGAAAUAUUUGCUGCCAGUUUAUUUACAACAUUUUUAUGCCAAUAAAAUAUUUUUAUUUUGAAAUUAACUGUG